Molecule: messenger RNA, 716 nt
Organism: Bufo gargarizans (Asiatic toad)
Lineage: Eukaryota; Metazoa; Chordata; Amphibia; Anura; Bufonidae
Gene: TMEM42
Product: transmembrane protein 42
Exons: 3
Coding region: 19-447 (142 amino acids)
Cellular component (GO): membrane
Source: RefSeq, a predicted model, not a curated record
UGUUCCCCCUGCAGUUCAAUGUGGUCCAGCUGGGGCUGUAGCGCGGCGGCCGGGCUUUUGGGGGCGCUGUCCGCCUCCUCCGCUAAACUUGCCCUGGGUGCGGAUUAUAUGAGGGACCUGUGUGCGGUUACAGUAGGGGAGCGGGCAGAUGUCUGCGAGUGGGUCCACCUCGUCCUCCGCCUGGGCUGUGCCGGCCUGGUGUUGCUGUGUAAUGCCGCCAUGUGGACCUUCUUUGCAAAAGCUUUAAGAUAUUCUUCAUCCUCAGCUGCUGCCACUGUGACAACCACCGCUUCAAAUUUUGUGUCUUCAGCUGUCCUUGGCAAAGUUCUGUUUGGAGAAUCGCGCGCUUUGCUCUGGUGGGUUGGAAUUUCAAUUACACUGUGUGGAUUGGUUUUACUUCACACGUCAUCCUCAAAAACCGAAGAUUCAAGAAAAAAGGAGAACUAACUGACUAUAGACCUCUGGAGACAAACCGAAAACGUUCAAGAUACCUCCUUCUAUUGUGAAGAAAAUAUGCUGGCCGAAAAGCCUGGGCUUCCUUCCCAAAUAACCCCAUUUACGUCAAUGGAAAAGAUUUUCAGCCGCAGAAGUUUCUACAACAGAUCUGCCACCGGUGAAUCUCCCCUUAAACUAGAACUACUCUUUCCAUUCAUUCUUCACUGAUAAAAGAGCGUUACCUUAUUUAUCAAAAAUCAAAUAAAUGGACCAAAAUGUUA